GAACACCCUGGCUGUGGAUUUCUGCCUUCAGACGGUGCCGGGGCGCACCGAAACACUCACGCACGGUACCUGAUCCCCGGACUGACUCUCCAGCCUGCCGUGCUCCACUGCCGGCUCCUCGCCGCUGUCCGCAGCCUCCCUCCAGUCACACAUCAGUGGGACCAGACACUUCCCGGAUAAAGUUAGGCGCGUUUGUGCAGGUGCAAUGCAGCAAAAAAGCUAAUUUUCUAUUUGCCUCCGCUGGUUUCGACGGUAGAUUAACCUGCAGUCAACUCAGGUUUCCUGAGAGUGGUUACCUCUUGUCAGCUUCCCCAAGAAACAGAAGAUUAGUGGAGGAAACAUUGGAGGGACACUGGGAUGUUCAGACUAUGCCAGCACUAAAAGAACAACAACCUGUGUGUUAGCAGAACAUUACAGAAAGAGGAGCACUUUACAGCAUAAUGUAGUCUUUCUGACUUCUUCCAUGCAACAUCUUUGCUUGGCUGAUUUCACUGGCCGAGUGUAGAUUAAAGGACCAAUGGAGCAGGACGGGGAGGAUCUGAACCUCUCUUUUCUGCUGGAACAUGAAAGAGAUAUGAUUCUGAAGGUGCUGCAGAAGGAUGAGAAAUUGAGGAAACGAGAGGAGAAGAGGAUACGGAAGCUGAAGAAUGAGCUGCUGGAGAUCAAGCGAAAAGGUUCCCGCCGGCCGCAGGAGCUGGGGGAGCGACAGUGCGCUCGCUGCCUGAAGACUUUGGGCCUGAUCUUCGAACGCGGAGAUCUCUGCUUGGAGUGUCAGCAGCGCGUCUGCAGCGACUGCCGUGUUAAAACUCCCAGUACACGCCAGUGGAGGUGCAACGUUUGUACCAAGAUCUCGGAGCUGAAGGUGGUAACAGGAGAGUGGUUCCUGGAGGAGCGGUCCAAGCGCUUUGAGCAGGGAGUGCUGAGCAGUGACGUGAUCAAACAAACAAUCAUGAGUAGCCCAACCACCACGGACAAAAAGUCUACAGAAAACCUGUCAGCCCCUUCUGAGUCAGAGAGACCCGAGGCCCCAAGAUCCAACAGAAGUGCAAUACUCAACGCUGUGGACGGUGCCAGGAGGAAAGGAAGGAUGAGGAUGGAUAAAAAAGGCAGCCGACCCACCUUGAAGCCAGAGAACGGAGUGGACAGCGUCAAACCUGCUUCAGAUGGAGAUGCUCAAAGCGUUCGCUCUGCUCCAAGUCCACGUUCAAACAGGGGCAGUGCGGUGGCCUUGGAGUCCUCAGGGAUGCCCACGGUUCCCAACAACUUGCGCUCUCAAACUCCGGACAGAUCCUACACUCCCAGCGACAACCGGAGGGUCAGGCCUGACGGAGCGGAGAGCAUUGCCAGUUUACACUCCAGCGACAGUGCGUCUGAGAAAAAAGCUGGCGGCCAUCACAGGACGAUCUCGGGCACCCCAGCCAUUUCUGUGUCCAGGGCUUCGGUUUCUUCAGAUCACAGUCGCUCAGAGAUGGACCUGUCAGCUCCUGGUUAUGAACCCAGUGAUGAUACCUUCAGUCUCAGGAGCCGUUCGGUCCCCGGGCUCAACGAAACAGAGUUUUCUGAUGAGGAUGCAGAGGAAGACAUCGAUGCCCUGAUGUCGGCUCACAGCAAGACUGCCACCCGACGCUUCAGCAACGCAGUGUCAACGUCUUCCACUCCCGGCUCAGAGAGAAGGUGGGGGUACCUCAAUGUCCCUGACUCGGAUGCUGAGACUAGUAGCAUAAACAGCCUGAUGAGCAUGUACAGUGAGACUGGUGACUAUGGCAACGCCAGGGUGAGCGGUGAGAUCCUACUGAACAUCAGCUACAGCUACAAAACCGGUGCUCUCAAUGUCCUGGUGAAAGAGUGUCACAACCUGGCAACAGGGGAUGAGAGGAGGCAACGCACCGACGCUUAUGUGAAGACUUACCUGCUGCCAGAUAUGUCACGACAGAGCAAGAGGAAGACGAGCAUCAAGGCCAACACCAUUAAUCCCGUUUUCAAUGAGACUCUGAGGUACGUGAUCAGCCACUCGCAGCUGGAGACUCGAACCCUGCAGGUCUCUGUGUGGCACCACGACCGGUUUGGACACAACAGCUUCCUGGGAGAGGUGGAGCUGACCUUUGACUCCUGGGCGUUUGAUUCCCAAAUAGAGGACUGGCACGCUCUGCAGCCCAAGCUGGAGAACAAUAUAGACUCCACGAUGCAGUAUAAAGGAGAACUGACUGUCGUGUUGAAGUACAUACCUGCAGAGAAGAACCUCACGCUGCCUCUGGACCAAGUACAAGUGAAGAAAGGGUUCCUGAAAGGCAAGAAGACGAGCAGCUUCACUCUGCCCAAAGGGGGCAUGGUUGAGCUGCUGGUCAAAGGAGCCAAAAAUCUAACUGCUGUCAAGUCUGGAGGCACUUCUGAUCCUUUUGUGAAAGGAUACCUCCUCCCUGACAGCAACAAGUCAACCAAGCACAAGACAGUGGUGGAACGACGCACUGUGAACCCGCAGUGGAACCACACCUUCACUUACUGUGGUCUGCAGCCAGGAGACCUCAACAACGUCUGCCUGGAGCUCACUGUGUGGGACAAAGAAGCCCUGGCCAGCAAUGUCUUCCUGGGAGGAGUCAGGCUCGGAGCUGGCACUGGCAAAAGCUACGGGAACGAUGUAGACUGGAUGGACUCAUUCGGGGAGGAACAGCGGCUGUGGCAACGCAUGAUUGAAAACCCAGAAGUCCCUCACGAAUGUACUCUGAUGCUGCGAUCCAGCAUGCGCAAAUGCAACACAUGAGGCGGACAGAAGCACAGACAGAGAGGAUAAAAGAGAAUAACAGAGGGAGAGGAGAAAAAGAAAGAAGUGAAGUGAAAGCAUUAGGAGAGCGCUGGAGAAGUGGAACAGUCAAGAAAAAAACAAAACAGCAAAGGGUCCAGGACUCAAACGCUCAUAAAGGAACAGAGACCAUCUCUCUCACUUCUUCUUUCCCCCUGAGAUACCCCUGUUCAGAUCCCUUCUCCUGUCCAGAACAGCCAGUCAUGCCUUACACAAUCAUCUACAUGUGCUCCCUUCUGCCCCCAAAGCAUCUAGUCUUGACCAAGCACUGCUGCUUAUUGCUGUAUAUGAAAAACGUGUGUUGUAUGUAACUUACUGAACCUACCGAAUAAGCACACGGUGUGACUCCUGAUGUGUCCAUCUUCGUCUCUGUGAUUCAUGUACAUACAGAGUCAUAUCUGCAUGUAGUUACAGCUGACGGAGACCAUUUCUAAGGCAUUAGAUGAGGCACUGAUCAAUAAUGUAGAGACAUUCCCUUUAUAAGCAACCAAGCUUAACCCAGGUCUGAAGCACAUGAUGAUGCUGAGAUUCAUCCUCUUAUAAAUAGUUGUGUACAGAGGUGGAAAGUGACUAGUUCUUGUACUACUCUUCUUACUCAAGUCAUUGAUGCAGAAUGAUUAUCACUUGUGAGGAAAAUUACUUUUUUAACCAUUUUUAUAUCAAUCGCCAGUUGUUUCUUUAGCACCGUCAUCAGUACUUUGGUUUUCGAACCAAAAACCUGCAAAAUGAAUGACAUUCCCAUCAGCCUCAGCUGUACUUUAUGUGUAGUACUAAUUAGCAAAUGCUAGCAUGCUAACAGGCUAAAGUAAGAUUGUGAACACGGCAAACAUUAUACCUGUCAAUACCUCUUAGCAAUUAGCUCAAAGCUCCACUGUGUGUAUGUACAGCCUCACAGAGCCACUAGCAUGGCCAUACACUCAUGGCCAUUAGUGUUGUUGCUUGAUAAAUGAUUAAAUCAGUUAAUUGAAAGCAAAAUUGAUGGAAAUUUAUUUUCUGUUGAUCAACUAACCGAUUAACCAACUCUCAGCACUUAAAAAUAGUACAAGUUCUUGAAAAAUGUACUUGCAGUGACAAGAGUACUUGUUACUUUCUACCUCUGGUUGUCAAAAGAAAAAAAAAAUCGAGACAGAUUACACAAUUUAGACAAGCUUCAAUGUAAAUUAACAUAACACUGUAUCAGUGUGAUAAUAGAAACUGCAUGGUAUUAGAGAAAACAGGUAGAAGAACAAAAGGUUAUGUAAAGCACUGAUAAUGACAUGACUUUAAACUCAGAAGAGAAAUUUUAAGUGCAUUCCCAGGAACCCUGAGACGGGGGCUGUGUGUUAUAGAGUGAGUCAGCACUGAGGCGAGCUGCCUUCAUCUCAGGGGGAGCCUAAUAAUGAGCCAGUGACAGUCACCUUGUCCCUGUCGCCCGGGGCUCUGCGAUCCACCAUCCUGUGAUGAGUCACGCAAUUCACAAAAAACAAUUCUCAAACCCUGUACUACCAUUUUUUCAUGUGGAAUGCCAAUUUUGUCUGCUUGUCCUUGGCAAUUCUCUGCUCUGAACUCCCAGAGCAAAACAGUUUCACACUGCACAAUUAUAGUAAAAAUACAUGGUGAUCACUGUACAGCAUACUUUAGAUGAGAGGCUCGUGCAAUACCUGAUUACUGAAGAAACUCUUGAUGUACAGCAUGUACUUUCUCUGUUGUGUCUAGUUUCCAAGCAUCAAACUCACUGUAUCCAAGUCUAUUUUGUCCUAAAUGUGUUUCAGGAAUAUUUUGAAAUAAACACAUCUUUCCAUAGA
Siniperca chuatsi (mandarin fish) is the source of this 4581-nucleotide messenger RNA. RefSeq names its product synaptotagmin-like 5 (gene sytl5). NCBI's taxonomy places the organism in Eukaryota, Metazoa, Chordata, Actinopteri, Centrarchiformes, Sinipercidae. Gene Ontology annotation, molecular function: small GTPase binding; neurexin family protein binding; phospholipid binding. The transcript is spliced from 19 exons. Gene Ontology annotation, biological process: exocytosis; intracellular protein transport. Gene Ontology annotation, cellular component: plasma membrane; exocytic vesicle. The record is from RefSeq and is a predicted model, not a curated record. The coding region runs from base 518 to 2758 and encodes 746 amino acids.